Limanda limanda (common dab) is the source of this 1343-nucleotide messenger RNA. Its product is annotated as coiled-coil domain-containing protein 42 like-2-like. Lineage: Eukaryota; Metazoa; Chordata; Actinopteri; Pleuronectiformes; Pleuronectidae. The transcript has 7 exons. The coding region runs from base 1 to 948 and encodes 315 amino acids. The record is from RefSeq and is a predicted model, not a curated record.
AUGAUAACAACUGACCACGUGACUCCCCCACCUCCAUACGGCAAGCCGACAGAGCCAAACGGAGCAAAAACACUAGCACUUGACAGGAGUGCUGCAAUCUUUGAGUUGCUGAAUAAACGCCGAGAGGACGAGCAACUGAAAGUAGAGAUACAGGAGCGUGAACAGAAGUCGGAGAGUUUGCAAAAGCGCAUAGAUGAGCUGCAAAAGGACCACAGCAAAGCCAAGGAGUUACACUUGAGCUUUGACAUGUUCCUCAAGGAGGCAGAUGUCAAUAAAACUGUAGAGAAAGCAGAGAGGGAGAGGAGAGAGGCUCUUCAGAAGGACAAACAGAUAGAGACAUUAAAGGAGGGGAAGGCCGAACUGAUGCAGAAGAAGCACACGCUGGACCAUCAGGUGCAGAGACACACUGUGUACCGGGACAUCAUGGAGCAGAUGGUGGCAAUGACGAAGUUCAAAGAUGCAGAGUUGCUGGCGGAUAACUUGGAGAGUCAGCUGCACUUGAGAGAGCAGCUCCGUCACAGGGAGAGAGAGGCAGAGGAGCAGGUUGAGCUGCACAGAAAAGCUCUUGCAGCUCUGGACAACCAGCAGGACUUGAUGCAGCUGCAAAGGAGCAACCAGCUGUCCCAGCUCCAGGCCAGGCUGGACGAGACAAGCUCUGGAGCGCUGAUCUGGGAAAGGAAGUGGAACACCAUUCAGGAAACCGCUGCAAAGAAAAUACUCCUCCUGGGACAGAUGAAGAUGGCGACUCUCAACCUCUAUGAAGCGACAGGUGGCAAAAUAGAAGGAGAAGAAGGUGUUGGGAUGAAUGACACAGAGAAACAGCUGGACAAGAUCAAGAUGUUCAUCCAGGACCAUCAGGACAUAGUGAAACUACAUCAACCUCCCUCACAGACACAACGCUGGACAGAAACACAGAGUCAGAAAGUGCCUUUCAGCCCACUCGGAUAACCUAAUGAUUUACAUUUCAAUUUGAACUUAGACAUAAUAAUCAAUGCUGCUUUGAAGCUGAUUUUACUGAACAAGCAUCACUACUUCAGUAUUCAUUCUAAGUGCAUCCAGUUGUUCUAAAGCUAGAGCUUUAAACUUGAGGAUAAUGAACUUAAAUUAAGUAAAGAACUAAAGAAUGCAGCCAAAAACUGAAUAAUCAUUUGGACAAGGAUUCCUAGUUGGAUUUGCUUUGUAAUGUAUCAGAUUAAAAAGUAUCAGACUCGGUGUAAUUAACCAGACCUUUUCAUUACAGAACUUGGAGCAGUGUUGCAUUAUACACAGCUCUUGAUCCAGAAAAAUUACAAUUAAUGUUCUUGCCUGUUGAAGUUUCCAUAUUUCCUGAAAAUAAAAUAAUG